Fraxinus pennsylvanica is the source of this 705-nucleotide messenger RNA. NCBI's taxonomy places the organism in Eukaryota, Viridiplantae, Streptophyta, Magnoliopsida, Lamiales, Oleaceae. The record is from the annotation of a GenBank genome assembly.
AUGGAAGGAGUUAAUGUUUCUACCCAUCCAGAGAUUCCUGGUGAGCCGACCCAGACAGGAACAGCCAUUCUUGAGAAGGCCACCGCCACUAUUCAAGGGUUUGGCCCUGUUAACAAAAUUCACCAGCAUCUCUGCGCAUUUCAUUUCUAUGGGCAUGAUAUGACUCGACAGGUGGAAGCGCACCAUUUCUGUGGACAUCUAAACGAGGAAUUCAGGCAGUGUCUUAUAUACGACAGGCCUGAUGAUGAUGGGCGGCUGAUUGGGCUGGAAUAUAUAGUAUCUGAACAACUGUUCUUGACACUGCCAGAUGAAGAGAAGAAAUUCUGGCACUCUCACGAAUUUGAAGUGAAGAGUGGGGUUCUGUUCAUGCCCGGAGUUCCCGGCCCCAUCCAGCGCCAGGAUUUAGAGAAGGUUGCCAAGACUUAUGGUAAGGUAAUUCACUUCUGGCAGGUUGAUAAAGGUGACAAUCUUCCCCUUGGAAUCCCUCAAGUUAUGAUGGCUCUCACUAGGGAUGGCCAGCUCUAUGAAAAUCUUGCUAAAGAUGUCGAGAAUCGCUUUAAUAUUUCAUUUGAGGAGGAGAAGGAGAAUCGAGCACACAUUAACGGCCCUGAUCAUGGAAUACAUCCAUUGGCGAAUGCAGCUGGCAAAGGGCUGCGGACAGUGCUGAGGGAAGUGGACUGCUUCAAGGAAGGGAAGUCUACUUGA